Molecule: messenger RNA, 329 nt
Organism: Candidula unifasciata
Lineage: Eukaryota; Metazoa; Mollusca; Gastropoda; Stylommatophora; Geomitridae
Source: the annotation of a GenBank genome assembly
AUAUUGCCGACAUCUUGGGUCACACUCAUACAAAGAUCAUAUCCGAUGCUAACCUACCUUUGCUGGUCAGGCAGAUUGCUGUUCACUGUAAUCUUGCAUCAAUGGUUCUCCAGCGACAGCAGUCAACCGUUGGCAGUCCUGAGGUGUUUGCUUCUAACUGGCUGGAGAGAGUCAGACAGAUCAAGCUCCUGAAGCGGCGCCUUCUGGAACAUCGAUCAGAGGAAGGUGUUACAUCGGAGCCAGCUAGUCCUUCACACAUGUGGCCUCCCACUGGUGCCGGCGGAGACGGUCUUGCUGGAGGUUAUGAGGAUUUCACUGAUUACUUGUAG